This is a messenger RNA of Penicillium bovifimosum, 1629 nucleotides long. RefSeq names its product sugar porter family MFS transporter. Gene Ontology annotation, biological process: carbohydrate transport; transmembrane transport. The transcript has 4 exons. Gene Ontology annotation, cellular component: membrane. Lineage: Eukaryota; Fungi; Ascomycota; Eurotiomycetes; Eurotiales; Aspergillaceae. Gene Ontology annotation, molecular function: carbohydrate:proton symporter activity. Bases 1 to 1629 code for a protein of 542 amino acids. The record is from RefSeq and is a predicted model, not a curated record.
AUGGGCAUCCUGACCCUUGCGGAGGACCGGCCAACACCCAAAUCCGUCUAUAACUGGCGCAUAUACGCACUCGCCAUCAUUGCAUCAUGCGGUUCCAAUAUGAUCGGUUAUACCAGUGCCUUCAUCGGUACAACGAUUACCCUCAACUCUUUCAUGCGAGAGUUCGGCCUCGAUGAGAUGUCUACCCCACAAAGGAAUCUAAUCAGCGAAAACAUUGUCUCACUUUUUAUCGCCGGUGCUUUCUUCGGAGCCCUGGGCACAUACGCCCUCGGCCACUUUAUCGGCCGCAAAUGGAGUUUGGCUGUUGCGGCCGCUAUUUUCUUCCUUGGGUCUGGAUUGCAGCUCGGCGCUAAUAGUGCCCGUGGACUGGGUAUUCUCUAUGCUGGUCGUGUGUUGUCCGGUCUUGGUACUGGCGUCGCCUCAAAUAUCAUCCCCAUUUAUCUGUCUGAGCUGUCACCUCCGGCGAUUCGGGGACGACUCGUUGGUCUGUAUGAGCUUGGUUGGCAGAUUGGUGGAAUGCUGGGUUUCUGGAUUAAUUACGGGGUUGAACAACACAUGCCUCAAGAUCAUCAGCAAUGGAUUAUCCCCUUCGCUAUCCAGCUCGUUCCAUCCGGUUUGCUGUUCAUCGGCGCCCUUUGGAUCAAGGAGUCUCCCCGUUGGCUGUUUCUCAAGGACCGGCGGCGCGAAGCAAUGGAGAACCUCUGCUGGAUUCGCCAAUUGGAUGCCGAUGACAUCUACAUGACAGAAGAAGUGGCUGCCAUCGACCAGGCCCUUGAAUGUCAGAAGGCUUCAAUUGGAAUUGGCUUCUGGAAGCCGUUCCAGGCUCUCGCUACUAAUAAGAGCGUCAUGUACCGUCUCGUGCUAGGCUGUAUGCUCUUCUUCUGGCAGAAUGGGUCUGGAAUCAACGCUAUCAACUACUACUCACCCACAAUUUUCAAAUCGAUUGGCAUCGACCCCAACACAGUCAAUCUGAUGACCGGUAUCUUCGGUGUAAUCAAGGCAAUCAUGACCUUCGUGUGGCUCUUAUUCCUCGUCGACCAAUUCGGAAGACGGAAGCUGCUUCUCAUUGGUGCCGUGACUGGAUCGAUUUGCAUGUGGAUCAUCGGUGCUUACAUCUGCGUCGUUAAACCCGAAGACAACCCCAACGCAUCUCUAAAUGGCGGAGGCAUCGCAGCUGUCUUCUUCUUCUACCUUUGGACUGCCAUUUAUACUCCUACCUGGAACGGUACUCCUUGGGUCAUUAACUCUGAAUUCUUUGACCCCAACUUCCGUUCACUGGCGCAGGCCGCCACUACUGCCAGCAACUGGCUCUUCAACUUCCUCGUCUCCCGCUUCACCGAGCAAAUGUUCGCCACGAUGCACUAUGGAGUGUACUUUUUCUUCGCUGCGCUGUCGUUCCUGGCAUUCUUCUUUGCCUUCUUGCUCAUCCCGGAGACCAGUGGUAUCCCUCUUGAAAAGGUCGAUCGGUUGUUCGAUUGCAAGCCCGUCUGGAGAGCAAAUGAAAUGCUCAAGGCGGCUCUUGCAGAGGAGGAAGAGCAGUUCCGCCACGAUGUCAAGGAGACUUCUUACUAUGAAGAGCGUUCUGGGGCGGUUUCGCUUGCUUCUGGUGACGGAGAAGCGCAUAAAUGA